AAAGACCGACCUGAGGAGCAGACAGGAAGGGGCGGAGCGCCAGCGGCUGCAGGGCCGAGCCCCGCUCCUCGGGAGACAGCGGCCGCAGCCGGAGACGCAGGCGUCCGCUCAGCGGCGGGCUUAGUGCCCCCGCCCUUCCCAGUCCCGGCCGUCGACUGGAUGUCUGCGGGGCCUGCGCUGACCCCCGGCACCAGGCACUGGGCGAGAGGCAACACCGGGUCCAUGGCCAACGCGGCGGCGCCCUCUUCCUUGGCCCUCGGAGUUGCGAGCCCGGCCGCGGCCCCCAGCUCGUACGGGGUGUUCUGCAAGGGGCUCUCCCGCACCCUGCUCGCCUUCUUCGAGCUGGCCUGGCAGCUGCGCAUGAAUUUUCCGUACUUCUACGUCGCGGGCUCGGUGAUACUGAACAUCCGCUUGCAGGUACACAUUUAGAACCUCCGGGGCCAGCCCAAUGGCGCAGGAACCCGAGGCCCGGCGGCCAAGUGGCGUUACCGAGAAGAACCUCCGCAGUCUCGCGAGAGUGCCUGGGCGCCCUCCGGGGCUGUGCUCCCUGCUCUUAGCCGACCUCCCCCUUCAGUCGCGGAAAGGCUGCCACAACUAGGAAAAGGAAGCACGCGAUUUUCCGGGAAGAGCGAAGAAUUUAAUUCAGGCCCACGACAGUGUUUAAGAAGCUGUUCAUCCUUAAAACAAAAACAGACGAACAGUCUGCAUUAUAAAAAAGGAAAGUAGAUUUUCAGGAAAGAACUUUUAAUGUACAACAAGCUCAUGGUCCAAAUUAAAAUAAGAAACCAUAAAUUUCGGGAAUAUUGGAUUGGAUUGUAUACAAGACAUUGAAUAAGAAGUUGAAGAUCUUAAGGAUAUGAUGGGGAAGGCAUAUGUUUAUUUCAUUCCACCAGAGAAAACAAUGACAAUCAGAAAUAUUCAGUGGAAAAAAAAACUGUACAGAAAAAGCAUCCUUCUAAUACCAAACAAUGUAAAAUGCUGCAGGAUUUUGAACAGAGAAUUGGAGUGUGAGAAAGCUUCCUCUUUCAGUGUCCCUGUGAGUAGUAGCCGUGCAAGACCUUGGAGCCAAAGAGAAGGAAAUCCAGUGAUAGCCCAAAGCUUGGCUUUUUAGUGAAUAAUAUUUAAAUAAUAACAAUGAAUGUAAAUGCUGCUUAUGGUCUUUUUCUUUUUAAGAGAACACUUAAUUAUGGUUACAAAGUGGAAUGCAGAUGUUAUCACCCUUGAUAAUGUGGAAGUACAGUUUUCAAAUGGGGUUGAUGAAAGGGAAGGGAAGAUAAAUAGAAAAGUAGUGGUGUCCUUAUAAAGUUGAAAGAUACAGUGUGUUAUGAGGAAAAAAGAUUGAAGAGUAGCCAUAACGUUGCUAAAAAUAGCAAUAUAACUAUGUUAAAAAGGGAAGAAAGUAAAGGAGAACACAGCAAGAAGUCAACAAGAAAUGCCUAGUAAAUAAAGUUGACUUCGUAUCCUAAAAAAAAGAGAAAGAAAGACAUGUCUAAAUCUGGAGUCAGUUGGAAUGUCUCAAAAAAGAAAAACAGACUACCUGGUGUAUUUGAAUAUAGAAUCAAGAGAUUUUUAGUUUUUCAUAGAGUGUGGAGGUGAAUUAGUGGCCUGCAGAUUUUUUAAUUAAAAUGAAAUUGAAGCAAUUAUGCCCAGGAAAAAUAAUAAGUUGUUCAAGAACUAUAUUGCUUACAGCAACUGUAGAUAAUAUUAGUCAUAUAAAGUCAGUCAUAAUUAUGUAAACACUGAAUACAAAUAAAAUUAAUGAUUAUGUAACAUUGGGGAUUGGAGAGGAGAGAGGUGUGUGUAAUGGAAAGUCAUUCACGAUCUAGUAUAGAAGUGUCAAAAAAAUCAGUAUUUAACAUGUCAUUAAGAAAAAAACUACAGUAAGAAAUCAGCUAAAAGUUAAAAAUGGUUGUCUGGAAAAAAUCAGGGAUGGGUAGAGAGAAGGUGGAGGAGUGCUGUUUUCCACUACCAGUCUAACAGUAUUAUUUUGAUUUUUCCUUAUAUAUUUAUUUUAUUAAAAAUUAAUUUAAAUAAAUUUCAUUUUCAAAAUUGCUCAGGUAGUUGAAAUGUACACCACUGGUUAAGAGCCACUAGAAUAAAAGGAUUGAGUUUUUAAAUCAGGCAGACCUCUGUUAAAAUACAAACUGUAAUUUUGUGGUCUUAACUAGUUGAGUCUGUUGAUCUGCUUCAAGCCUGAUUCCCUCAACUAUUAAGUGAGGGUAAAACACCCAUCUUGAAAUGUCAAUCUGAAAAUUAAAAAUAAGCCUGCUUUACUGCUUGAUAUAUACCCAAACAACAGUAUCUGUUAUAAAAUAUCUCAUUAACAUAUGAAUAAAACUCCCUGUUAUGGAAUGCCUUCUUUCCCAGUGGAGAUUUCAGGCCUAAAGGAGAUAGGUAUGGUACUGACACUAGUGGUGUGGGAAAAAGCCUCCGAGAAUAUAUUGAGACGUUUGAGCCCAAAGAGGUCAUUAUUUGCCAAGGUAAAGAUUUAAACUAUUUGCAGUAUUCUAUAGUUCUAUUAAUUGUGUCCAACAAACAAGUAUAUUCUAGGGUUGUAAAAUAAGUGUCCCCUCCAGCACCAUGUCUGGCUUUUGGUAAUUGUUCUUUCUAUCCUUCAUUCCUCCUCUCAGACCAAACUACUGAGUGCAUCCUCCUCUCUCUGCUUACACUUUCUUCUGCCUUUUCUACUCUGCUUUUUUUUUUUCUUUUUUGCUUAUGGUUAUUCUGCCUGUGUUUUAAAGCUACAUUUAGAUGUCACUUUUUCCAUUAUGUUUUGCCCAGAUUCCUCUGAUCAGAUUGGAGUUCAUUUCUUUUUCUCCAGCUAAGGGCUGGGUUAAGAUCAACAUAUGCCAUUUUCAUAGGCUGCUUUAUUUUUGCCUAAUUAUGCAUUAAUUAUCAGACUUUUUUAAUAUCCAAAAAGACAGGUUUCUAUAAUGUCUUUCCUUGAUAAUUAUACAUUGCUGUGAUAGCGUGCAGGAACUACAACAUUUUAAUAAAAUAUCAGAAAUGUAAUUUGAUCAAUGAAAUAAUUCAGUAAUGCCAAGGUACUUAUAAAUGGUGGGCACCACUAUUCCAUGAGGCAGUAAUGUCUCAAUGUGUAACAUAAAAGAAUGACUGCCAUUAGCCCUGGAAUGGUGAGAUAACAGGGAUGCUCCAUUUGGGUGGCUAUAUGAACAUGUGCCUUCAACAUUUUUCUUCAGAUCAGUCCUUUGUUGACACUGAAGAAACUAAGGCACUUUAGCAGCCUUAUUGUUUAUCAUUUCCUGAACUAGAUUGGAAGCUCUGUGAGGGAAGAUACUGUAUCCUAUCCAAUGUUACAGCCUGUAGUAUCAGCAAAUAUAUGGUAGGAACUGAAUGGAAAGCUCCACGAAGCAUUUAUUCUUCACAAUUGCUCUUAAACCUAGAUGUGUAUUUUUCUUCCCACAUAACACAGCUCAGUGAAGUUUCCCAGGGGAGAAAACAAUAUUUUUGCCCUGACUAACCCAUUUAUUCUAAUUUACAAGUAAUUUUAUUGUUCUUGGCAUCCUUUCAGGUAACACACGAAGCCAACGAUUUGUUUGCUCAUUGCUCUAUCCCCAGUCUAGCAUUGUCUGAAUGCAAGGUAGAAAAUACAGACUGUUGAGUGAAAGCCAAAUUAGUUGUUUUUACAAGAAUUAUUAGUCGAUAAAAGAAAUAGAGAUAUAUUUGCCCCUGGUAUUAAGAUGAUCCACUUUCUUGCCCACAAUGAGCUUUUUCAGUCCAUCGUGAAUAUUGAUUGGUCCAGAGAUCCCUCAAGUGUGAAGAAGCAAAGAGGUGCUAAUCAAUAAAGAAAAAAACUUGGUUAUGAAGCUUAACUGACAAAAAUGAUGGGAAGGGUAGCUCUAUUACAGUUUAUAAAAGGGAAAUAUUAAUCAUAGUAAUGUAUAAUUUAAGGGUUCGGGAACAAGACUUUUUUUUUUUAAUUGAGGGUAAGAACAAGUGUGAUUACUUGGCUGAAAGAGCAUACUAUCACUGUUAGCAUCAUUUUUAAAAUUUUACUGAAUUUUUAAUACCAGGAAUAUGAAAAGUUAUUUAUAUACAUAAUCUCUGUAAUUCUCAUGUAUCCUAUAAGGAAGACAUUUUCAUCAUCAGUUUUCAGAUAAAAGAAAUGGAUUUAAAGAGGUUAAGUAGCUUUCCCAAGGUGAUAGUAACUGGACAAACUACUAUUGAAUCUCAAGUUUAUCCCUAAAAAUACAUUUGAUGGGAGAUUCAAUUUUUUACAAUGUUUAGGUAAUUUGAAUAAUCCUGUUUCUUUUCUCAAAUUUUCAAACACAAGUAUGGCCUGGAUAAUAGUUGAUAAUAUCUUUUUAAAAAAAUAGGGUUUUAUAUGUUAGAAUAUAAAUAUUCAAUAUGAUUUGAUAAAUCAAGUAUUUUAUACUCUCUGCUGCCUGAAGUGAUUUGGCUUAUUUGUGGAAUGAAAUGAGAUAGAGGAAAGGACAUUGUCCCUAAGAAGGGAAGGAGUAUAGAUAAGGUAAUUAGAAAUUUUGAAUCUAUGUCCAUCACUGCUUGAGGAGGCCUAACUAAAUUUUGUUACAAAAUCUUGCAGACCUAUUUUAAUGGAGGCUAGUCUUGGUGGAGCAUCAGUAGCAUUUGAUAGAGUCAAGAAGAAAAUGGGACUUACACAUGGAGACAUAAAUGGAUUGGGAAGUUUAGGAAUAUAGGGACAAGAGAAGGAGAGAAAAAUUCUAAUGCCAGAAACUUUGAACUUGGAAAGUAGUCUGAAGAGUACACUUAGAAGUUUCCAGGCAAGUGGAUCAAGGAAAGAACCCCUGCAAUAACAGAAUUCCCAACAAUUGAGUUGGAUCAAGGUAUAUCAGUCUACUUGAAUUACCACGAGUGUGGGAACUUUCUUGCAACUUUAACAAGAACACUUGAUAGCCCAUUGCUCAGCAGGAUUACCACCAGCCCAGGUUGUGAGUCUUUUUACAGCUGAUGUCAACACCUCCUCACCGUCCAAUCCCCACAAAUACAAAUCUCAACAAUGCUCUUGGGACAAUUGAAAGGCCAAAGGACAUUCCUGAGUGCCUACAACAAAUAAAAAGAAGAAACAA
Rhinolophus ferrumequinum (greater horseshoe bat) is the source of this 5069-nucleotide messenger RNA. It is a transcript of the gene SMIM10L1, whose product is annotated as small integral membrane protein 10 like 1. The record is from RefSeq and is a predicted model, not a curated record. Bases 160 to 429 code for a protein of 89 amino acids. The transcript has a single exon. NCBI's taxonomy places the organism in Eukaryota, Metazoa, Chordata, Mammalia, Chiroptera, Rhinolophidae.